AUGGAGAGGGACGGGCAUGGGAAGCUGGCUCUGGAUCUGCUCUCGUGCUUGGUCGUGGCUGGCUUCUUCCACUUUACCCACUCCUUCGUACAUACAAGGCGCCCUUCUCCAGUUUCAGCGCAGGGGGCCUACAACUACACCGCACCGGUUCACUUCUCCAGACCGAAGCGUCUUUUCCACGAGAUCUCUAUUGAGAUCGGGCACGCUAGCGUGACAGCUUAUGUGUAUGUAGUGGAGGGGGUUCCGGAGCUGAAGCAUCCCGUUUCGCUUCCCAUCAACGUGGACAGUCAGAUGAUGCCUAACCAGAUCUCUGGCCGUUGAGAAAUUCGACUUUCGCAUCUACGACAUCCAGCCGCCCAGCCACAUCUGCUGUGAUUGCGCGGAGUAAGCUUCCAAUUGGUUUGCCGUUGUGCCGACCGAUGCACCUCGGGUUAUCGGCAGAGCACCGGAUUGGAGCCGCAACAGAUGGCCUGGUAUGCGACUACACACCACAUGUAUCGUCAACUUUGCUCUGAGAACCUGUGCCGCAUUGGUGAUAGGUGUGACGCAACGGACCUUAAGCUUGUUUAAAAGCCUCAUCAUCCUCCUGAUAGAUUGGG
Messenger RNA from Chaetomium strumarium, 599 nucleotides. RefSeq lists its product as uncharacterized. Bases 1 to 321 code for a protein of 106 amino acids. The record is from RefSeq and is a predicted model, not a curated record. Lineage: Eukaryota; Fungi; Ascomycota; Sordariomycetes; Sordariales; Chaetomiaceae. The transcript is spliced from 7 exons.